Molecule: messenger RNA, 1155 nt
Organism: Sinocyclocheilus anshuiensis
Lineage: Eukaryota; Metazoa; Chordata; Actinopteri; Cypriniformes; Cyprinidae
Gene: tsnare1
Product: T-SNARE Domain Containing 1
Exons: 12
Coding region: 113-976 (287 amino acids)
Biological process (GO): vesicle fusion; vesicle-mediated transport; intracellular protein transport
Cellular component (GO): synaptic vesicle; SNARE complex; endomembrane system
Molecular function (GO): SNAP receptor activity; SNARE binding
Source: RefSeq, a predicted model, not a curated record
UCCGGGGUUGAAUCUGAGAGGUUCUCCUGCGUCUGAUGUGAGUGUUAAGUGCUCUCCUAAGAAAAAGGACUAGUCCCAUUUGGCUGCUCAAGAAAUUACUGGAAGACCCAGAAUGUCUUACGGAUCCAUUGAUGCGGGCUCUUUUGGAAGCAGAAAUCCAUUUGGUGGGCCCACAAGGCAGGGAUACCAGCCAGUAGCUACGCAAAUCAGUCCCUCAGAGCUGCAAGAUGUCUUCCAGGAAACCUCCUCUAACAUCUUUCAGAUCAAUGCUAACGUGGUAACACUAGAGAAGAACCUUCAAUCGCUGGGAACAUCCAGAGACACAGCAGAGCUACGGCAGAGUUUACAUUCCAUACAGCAGCAAACCAAUAAAGCCAUAACAAGCACAAGCCAACUUGUUAAACAACUCACUGACAUCAUCAGCGGGUCUUCACGGCAAGACAGGCUCCGUCUGACGAGACUCAAAACAGAGCUAUCGGACUCUGUGCAGCGAUAUGGAGACCUGCAGAAGAAAAUUGCAGAUCGUUCGAGGGCCUUGCUUCCUCCUGCACAAAAGGACAGGAAACAGAGCCUACAGACUCCAUUCAGUGAACUGGUUGAAGAGGGGCCGUUGUUCGGAGCGGGGGAGGGCAUUGAGGGUGAUGGACAAGCAAUCCUGUCAGAGAUCAGUGAAGAAGACGUGGAGAUCCUGAGGCAGAGAGAAGAAGCACUGCUGCAGAUUGAGAGAGACAUGCUGGACGUCAAUCAGGUUAUGAAAGACUUGGCCAGCAUGGUGCAUGAACAAGGAGACACCAUAGACAGCAUUGAAGACUACAUUCAGACCACCUCAUCACAUGUGGAAUCUGCCAAUCAGGAGCUAGCAAAAGCCAGUCAUUAUCAGAGGCAGCUGAGGAGGAGGAAAUGUUAUCUGCUAAUCGCUGGAGUGCUGCUUCUUACUUUGCUUAUCAUCAUUAUUGCAGUCUCAGCCAGAAAAUGAGAUCGAGACCACAGAAAUUGCUGUUUCCACUCUGCUGUGAUCUCUCCUCAAAUUCCCAGCAAAAUGAGAGUCUAUAUGUAGAGGUUCACCUGUGCUCACUUCCUCUCUUCUAAUCUAAUCUAUACUUCUGUCAGAUUGUGUGUUUUACUGUGUAUGCAUGUAUGGAAAUGUGUGUGUGU